This is a messenger RNA of Limanda limanda (common dab), 3914 nucleotides long. It is a transcript of the gene pkp3a, whose product is annotated as plakophilin 3a. The transcript has 13 exons. Bases 119 to 2650 code for a protein of 843 amino acids. Lineage: Eukaryota; Metazoa; Chordata; Actinopteri; Pleuronectiformes; Pleuronectidae. Gene Ontology annotation, biological process: cell-cell junction assembly; cell-cell adhesion. Gene Ontology annotation, cellular component: plasma membrane; nucleus; cytoplasm. Gene Ontology annotation, molecular function: cadherin binding. The record is from RefSeq and is a predicted model, not a curated record.
UGAGGCCCCGCCCCCUGCUGGUGGCUCUCAGUCGCCUCCUCCACGCUCCGCGGACACACUACAACCUGUUCGCUGCGCUCUGUCCGGACGCCAGCGUCUCUUCUCCUAACCUUCCACCAUGAGUGUCGUGGGUUCUGAGCAUGUCUUUCUGUCCGCCCUGCAGCCCCACACAUCCGUCACCACCUACGGGCUCCCGUCCGAGGUCCGCCUCGGGAAUGGCAGCUCCGCGUCGGACGAGGUGUCCCGGUCGCGGCGGGUCCAGCAGCAGGUCCAGAUGAGACUGGCCGAGAAGUCCACACUUCCGCGUCAGAACGGAUCCGCCUCGCAUUACGCCACGUCAGAAUACGGUGGCUCUUCCUCAGUGAAAUAUCACACCUACAACCCCAACUUCAGCUCAAAGUCCUCCUACAUGACCUCCGGCUCCAGAACGUUGCCUCAGGGUCCUCGUGUAUCCCAGAGAACAGGAUUCAGCGCCCAGUCCGCUGGCCCAGAUCUGGCCCAGUUCCACAGGAUCAGUAUUGGAGGUGGUGGAGCUGGAGCUGGUGGUGGUGGUGGUGGUGGUGGUGGUGGUGGUUUCUACAGAGAGGACAUGCGCAUGGGCAGCUACCAGGGCAGCAUCAGACCCCAGCCCCGAAUGGACUCAGAGACCCUCUCUAUGCACACAAUGCGGCAGCAUUCCCAGCCUAUGAAUCCCUGGCUGGUCGAUGCCAGCGACGCCGUAAGCUUAGUCUCGGACCGGGACGGCAUCUACACCCACCAGUACAGCCAGGGCACGGCCAACGGCUAUAGCAGCCAGAAGAGGCAAGGAGGAGGAGCCUACGUGCCAAGCAUGCAGCGAUCCCUCAGUGGCACUCUUUCCCGUGUCGGAGGGAUGGCAGGAGGGAUGACAGGAGGGGAGGCAGAGAUCGUCCACCAGCAGUCUUUCAAAGGCCCGGCCCACCGCACCAUCAACAGGAUUACAAACCGAAACCGCCUGAGCAUGGGCUCCGUGUCUGGGAGCACCUACGGUAGAGGAGGGGACGUGGUGGACAGGGGCUUUGCUUCUGGAUUGGCCUCGGCCUCCCAGGGGAGCAUGAUGAUGCCGCGUCAGGGCACCCUGUCCCGCGCCAUGUCAACCAAAAGCAUUCAGAGUGUCGGCCGGGGCAUGGACAUCUUCAAUGGGCAGAUGGAGAUGGGAGCCAGCAUGGGCAACCUCAGCGGGAUCACCUCCUUGGACAUGGCCACAGCUAUCCAACACCUGAGGGAGCCCGACCAUGAUUUACAGGUCCUGGGUGCCGCCUACAUUCAACAUGAGUGUUACAACGACAACGACGCCAAACAGGAGGUGCGUCGUAUGAAGGGCAUCCCUGAGCUGGUGAGGCUCUUCAACAGUGAGAACCAGGAAGUGCAGCGCUACGCCACUGGCGCCACACGCAACCUCAUCUACGAGAGCAUGGAAAAUAAAGUGGCGCUGAUCGAUGAGGGUGGCAUCCCGCAGCUGGUCGAGGCGCUGAAGGAGAACGACGACGAGCUCCAUAAAAACAUCACAGGUAUUCUGUGGAACCUUUCAUCCAAAGACAACCUGAAGGAGAAACUGGCCCGGGAGACGCUUCCUGAGUUGACCGAGAAGGUCCUCAUCCCUCUGUCCGGCGGCGGAGACACUGAGGACAUCUAUCAGUCCGCCUCCGAGGCCGACAUCUACUACAACACCACGGGUUGCCUCAGGAAUCUGAGCUCUGUGAACGAGAAGACCCGUCAGCAGAUGAGAGAGACCCACGGAUUGGUGGACUCUUUGGUCGCCUACAUCUCGUCCUCCCUCGAUCAGAACAAGGCAGAAGACAAGGGGGUGGAAAACGCAGUGUGUGUCUUGCGGAACCUCUCCUACCAGCUCUACACUGAGAUGCCUCCAUCUGCCAUGAUGCGCCUGGAAGGACCAACCAGGGAUCAGGACACCGGGAAGGGCGAGGCCAUAGGUUGCUUUACACCCCAGAGCAGGAAAGCUAAAGACAGAAAGCCCCAGGAUCUCUCCACUUUCAGCGAGGUGGCACGGGUGCCGAAGGGCGUGGACUGGCUGUGGCACCCUCAGAUAGUUGGGUUGUACAACCGCGUGCUGCAUAAGUGCGAGAUCAACUCCACAACCCGCGAGGCCGCUGCCGGAGCUCUGCAGAACAUCACAGCCGGAGACAAAAGGUGGGCGUCAGUACUGAGCCGGUGGGCUCUGGAGAAAGAGCGCAUUCUGCCAAUGCUGCUGGAUCUGCUACGUACCAACAAGGACCUGGAGCUGCGUUCCCUCACAGGCCUCCUCCGAAAUCUGUCCCGCCAUGCCAACGACAAGGACGACAUGGCAACGAAGGUUGUAAACCCACUGGUGAGCAAGCUGCCGGAUGAUGAGCACCAGAAGGAGCCAUCCAGCGAUGUAGUGGUGAACAUCUGUGGUAUUCUCAACAACCUGGUGACGGGCAGCCCUUUAGCAGCCAGAGACAUCAGCUUCUUCAACGGCCUGCCCAAACUGGUCGCCCUCAAGAACUCGACUGGCAGCAGCGCUGGGAAGAUGAAAUCAGCCAAAGCAGCAGCCACAGUUCUCAGCAACAUGUGGCAGUACAAGAAACUGCACAAAGCCUACAAAAUCAAAGGAUUCGUACGAGGGGAUUUUGCUGAUUUGCAUAUUUAAAACAAGUCCGACAGGUGAUGUGUUGCACGUCCACGAACACCCAUCAGUCCUGCACUCUACCAGCACCCUAUGGGAGAGCAGUAAAUAAACUCUUCAUUCAAUCCAAAGAUAACCGUUUUUUUAUAAUAAGAACCCACCAGUGAUAGAGGAUCGACCCGCUGGAAGAAGAGAGUUUCUGUCUGUGUUUUAAAAGUCAAUGGACUUUUGUAAGAAAUGUGGUACAGCUAUGACGGACUAUCGAUGGACUCUGAUACAAAUGUGUGCACCUUAAACUCUCUUUGUUGGAGCUGUGUGUGUGUGUGUUUGUGUGUGUGUGUGUGUGUGUGUGUCUGUGUGUCUGUGUGUGUGUGUGCGCCUGCGUGUGUGUGUUUAGUGCAGAAUCAGGGAUUUUUUUUUCUUCAGGGCUAUGUGUAACCAGAUAAAAUGCAAACAGCUGUUUGUUUUGCUGCCCUUUUUUAAAACUUUUGUCAAACUCCUAAAAGACAACAUGCUGGACACUUGUGCCUUUUUCUUCUCAUUGCACUUAUUUCAUAGCAUUAAAUGCAACAGUCGGUACUAAUGUGGCAUUCUUCCUGUAAAUAAUGCUUUCUUUUUUACACAAAAAUCACAUGUUUGAAUAAGCGUAGCCUUGUACUUUGUUUUUUUGGACAAAUGUGUGUUUUAGUGCCAAAAUUAUAACGUGUAGUUAUAAGUGAAUGUACGUCAGAGGAGAUAUUUAGAUAUACAGGUUGCAGAGAUGUAAAUAGAUAUUAAUUCAGAAAUCUGGGGAUAAAGAUUGUGCCUCCUAAGUGGACCUUUGUAUUUAGCUGUGGGCUUUUUCUAGUUGCAAAAUCUGUCUUGUCGUAUAAAAUGCUGUGUGAUCACAGUUUUAAUGAGAAUUCAUAAAGUAACAUUAAAUCUGUAUCCUUGUUUUAUAUAACUGCUGUUUGUCUAAUGUAACAAAUGGUGUGAGUGUGAAUCACAGGGGUAGAAGGAUACAGUCUUACCUUUGUUGACGGAACAAAUGCAAUAGUUGUUUAGUGUAUGAGACCAAUUGCAAAAUGUAACACUUUUCAGAUUGAAUUUAUUUAGAUUGGCAAAAUUGAAUUUAAAUAAAUCGAUGUGCAAGUUCAUUCAAAGAAAAUUAUCGUUACUAAAGUGUGUAUAUUUCUGUGUUGGCGUUUUGAAAAAACACUGAGUUCUCACAUUUGCUUUUGCGUUGUAUUCAGGCACGUGUAUCAUCUGGAUCUUUUUCAGCUAAUAAAGAAAAAAUGUGGAAAUGAAA